Fusarium musae is the source of this 3606-nucleotide messenger RNA. RefSeq lists its product as uncharacterized. Bases 1 to 3606 code for a protein of 1201 amino acids. The record is from RefSeq and is a predicted model, not a curated record. NCBI's taxonomy places the organism in Eukaryota, Fungi, Ascomycota, Sordariomycetes, Hypocreales, Nectriaceae. Gene Ontology annotation, molecular function: lipid binding. The transcript is spliced from 3 exons.
AUGUCGCAGUUUGAGCAGCAGCAGAUCCCUGCGGCUGGGCAGCAUUACAGCGCCCAGAACCGUGUGCCUAAUGUUCGCCAGUUCAUGGACCAGUUGGAUCAGAACAAGAAGGCCCGUGAUGCUGAGAUUGACGAGCAACUGAAGCAGAACAAGAUCCACGGAGAGACAAAGGAUCACAAAAAUGAUAGAGCUGAAGCUAUUCGGAAACAAAAGGAUAUCCGCACCGUGCGAGAUCCUGUGACAGGAAAGGAUGUUGGCAUUCGAGAUGCCGACAUUGAUUACAAGGAAGCUGUUGAGAACCCCCAGCUAUCAAUUCCCAACGAGAACUUAGGAAAGCCUGCCACCAUCGCAACCUCGUCGAAACAGUCUGGUGAAGAGUACCGUUACGCCCAAGAUGUCACAGCACCUCCUGACCCCGUCCAAGAGGGUGCAACAUCAGAUGUCCCCAUUCGAAGUGAGAAGACAUCCGUGGUGUUCUACAAGACCCCUUCAGUCAGCUACGAACCAAUGUUCGAGAUUCUCGAGCAACGCAGCAACGUUUUGUGUAUCGGCAUCUUCGCCGCCAUCGUCUUUAUUGGAAAGAUGUUCGGCGGUCGCCUUCUUGGUCUUAUUCCCCUGGGUUUCUGCGUAGCUUCUGGUGUUUUCCUCUGGACAAAAGACCUGAUCCGUCAAGGCAGAGAUCUCGAAUGGUCAAGCGAGCAAGAGCGUGGCGAGACUGCCACCGCAAACCUGAUCCCUGAGUCCGUUGAAUGGAUGAACACCAUGCUCGGAAUCAUGUGGGGACUGAUCAACCCUGAGAUGUUCGCUGGCGUUGCUGAUACUCUCGAAGAUGUUAUGGCGGCCUCGGUUCCUGGUGUCAUUGAGAACGUUCGCGUCGCAGAUAUCUCCCAGGGUAACAACCCCAUUCGCAUCCUCAACAUGCGCGCUCUUCCCGACUCUCACGUCCAAGACAUCAAGGACGAGCAGCACCGACAGAACGAGAAGACUACUGACCCUGAAGAGCUCGCGGCCAAUGAGCAAGCUGGCUCGUUCUACAAUCUCGAGGUUGCGAUCGCCUAUCAUGCGAAGCCAUCUGGAGCGGAUAUCGCAUCCAAAGCGCGCAACAUGGGUAUGCAGCUUGUUUUCUACCUGGGUAUCAAGGGUCUCUUCGGUGUUCCUUUGCCCAUCUGGGUCGAACUUCAAGGCCUCGUUGCGACCGCUCGAAUUCGACUCCAAUUGACCCCUGACCCUCCUUUUCUCAAGACUCUCACUUUCACGCUUAUGGGUAUCCCUAAGGUUCAGGCUGGUUGUACACCAAUGAUCGAGAAGGGCGUCAACAUUCUCAAUCUUCCCCUCAUCUCCAACUUUGUCAACUGGGCCAUUGGCGCUGCCGCGUCGAUGUACGUGGCUCCCAAGAGUCUGUCUCUUGAUCUUAGCAAGAUGCUCCAGGGUGACGACAUCAAGAAGGAGACAUUGGCUCUCGGUGUUAUGUUUGUUCGAAUCCACAAGGCUACCGGCCUCAGCAAGCAAGAUCAGCGUGGAAGCAAGGGCGGUGGUUCCGAUCCUUACAUCACCAUCAGCUGGAGCAAGUUCUCCAAGCCACAAUUCUGUACCCGUGUUAUCCAGGACGAUCUCAACCCCGUUUUUGAGGAGAGCGCCGGCCUUUUGGUUACUGCUGAUCUUCUCAAGGCUGACGAGCAGCUUUCGGUUGAGCUUUGGGACAGUGAUCGAUCUUCUGCUGAUGAUGUCGUUGGAAAGGUCGAGCUCAGCAUUCAGAAACUUAUCCAGCACCCCGGCAAGAUGUUUCCCCAGGUUUCUAAGCUUCGAGGAGUCAAGGCAGACAGCGAAAUGCCCGGAGAGCUCCACUGGGAAGUCGGCUUCUUUGGCAAGACACAAUUCCGAAAGGCCCUCCGAACCGAUGGUCGGGACCUCAAUCUCCCCAAGGCGCUCGCGGACAAGCCUGAGCUUCAAGAGAACAAGGGCGCGAUCGACACCAAGGAGGAAGAUGCCGUCAUUCACACUCCUCCCGAUCCAUUGUGGCCUUCUGGUAUCCUCAGCAUCGUCGUUCACCAGAUUGUUGGACUGGAAUUGGAAAAUAUCAAGGGUUCCAAUGGAAAGCGAAAGGGUAGAGAGUAUGAGCCAGCUCGUCCUGAAGCCGGUGAAGUCAAGGAAGAACAGGCCAAGUCUCUGCCCAGCUCUUACUGCACCAUCCUUCUCAACGACGAUCUCGUUUACAAGACCCGAACAAAGGUUGUUUCCUCUCAACCUAUCUUCAACGCUGGAACCGAAAAGUUUAUUCGUGAUUGGCGCUCUGCUAUCGUUACAGUUGCAGUCCGUGACUCCCGCAACCGCCAACAUGACCCUCUCAUUGGUGUUGUCCCUCUCAAGGUCACUGAUAUCCUUCAAACCAGCAGCGAGUCUACCAGAUGGUACCCUCUCGACGGAGGCAUCGGAUUUGGCCGCAUUCGUAUCUCUUUGUUGUUCCGUUCCGUUGAGCUUCGGCUUCCUCCUCCUCAGUUGGGUUGGGAUAUCGGUACCUUCGAGUUCGUGUCUGACUCCAUCACCACCACUGGCUAUGCUCCUUCAAACCACGCCAAGAUUCGCUUCCGUACUGGAGGCUCGUCUACCAGCGUUGGCAAGAGCUCAUCCACUCGUGAGGCCGAUGGCAUGUCAUUCAACAUCAGUGGUGCCGACGGAAACCAACGUGUUCGCCUGCCAGUUCGACACCGCUACAGUUCACCCAUCUUCAUGGAAUUCUACCCGAGUGGAAAGCGAAACCCCGAUGCCUAUGCCGUUCUCUGGCUCCUGGAGCUUGUUGAUGGUGAAGAGACUGACUUUGACAUCCCUGUUUGGAAGUGCAACCACAGCGUACGACUUUCUCAGAACUACAUUACUGAAGCAAAUUACAAGUCUGUUCCCGAUAUCGAGAUGGAGCAGAUUGGUCGAGUUCGAUUCCGAGCCCGAUUUUCUGCUGGAACGGAUUCCGAUCACAUCAAGUUUGCCAGCACAAACGACGACCGUGAGACAAUCGAGGCUUGGGAAGCAUGCUACGCAGAGGGUGUGCGUCAGCAGGAUGUUGAGACUGAGGUUCCUCCUGUGAUUCAGAAACUCCACGAAGAGUCUCUGACCCAUGGCCGUGACGUUCUCGCCCAAGCCGACGAGAAGCAGAAGCAGAAGUGGCUUGCCAAGGAUGGCACCGAUUGGAGCGGUGCCUUUGGUGAAGAUCCCUCUGUGUUGAUGCGCAAGAAGACCAACAGCGAGUCUAGCGAGGAAUACGACGACUUUGAUGAGGAUGACUCCGAUCCUGAUCUUGGUAUUCAAGAUGCCGACACUGAGCCUACAGACCCGUCUGAGAACGGGCGCCCUUCCGUUGAUACAACAGGCACCAAUGCGACGAGCGCUACGAACAGUUCCCAGGCCAGCUCCAGUAGCAAGAACCCCAUCAAGAAGAUCAAGUCAUACCGCUCCGAUAGUCGCGAUAUGCAUCGCAAACAUCGAGGACUUAUGCAAUGGCGACCCAUGCGCAACGUGCAGUUUGCCAAGGACGAAGCCAAGUUUGCAGUUCGAAAGGUGGCUAAGCUUGGAGCCCUGGAUGGCCGAAAGCCUGAUGUCGAGACCGAGGUUUAA